Molecule: messenger RNA, 1796 nt
Organism: Chaetomium strumarium
Lineage: Eukaryota; Fungi; Ascomycota; Sordariomycetes; Sordariales; Chaetomiaceae
Product: Alpha/Beta hydrolase protein
Exons: 6
Coding region: 246-1475 (409 amino acids)
Biological process (GO): monoacylglycerol catabolic process; phosphatidylserine catabolic process
Cellular component (GO): endoplasmic reticulum membrane
Molecular function (GO): phosphatidylcholine lysophospholipase A1 activity; monoacylglycerol lipase activity
Source: RefSeq, a predicted model, not a curated record
GUAGAACAAACAGACAACUGUCUACCUCUGCUGAUUUGGCACAGCUGCAUAAGGUAACGUUAUCUGGCAGGGGGGAUUUCUUGGCGGCCUUCCUUCGCGUGCCGGGGCUUUGAGAACAUUCUCCCUUCAAGAGCCCUGCCCUUGUCUCGCGACGGGUUCAUAAGGCGGAACGCUAAGUCGCUGGACCGAGAUGGGGAGUAUGGACAUUAAGUGGUAAACGAACCGCCGAUACACGCCCUCUCGCAAUGUCGACAUCCAAGACCCGCCAGAAGCAUCUUUCCACAAUGGCGAAUCCGGUGACCAUUGUCCUCGCGAGUCUUGUGGUCAUAGUACCAUUGGGUCUCUACAUCCUCUUCCUUGGUCUCAGCGCCAUUCCGUAUUUUCAGCGGAAUUUCGUGUAUGCACACAAGAUCCACACGCUAUGGUGGGGGGACAUCAAUGAGCCGGAGCAAUGGGGGUUUGCAAGAAACCAAGUGACACCCUUCCACAUUACUACCGCGGACAACCAGACGCUUUACGCCUGGCACAUCCUCCCCUUAUCGCUCUACACCCAACACGAGCCCACACUAGCCUCCCAACCAACGGGUUUCUGCUCUGACAUAACCGGCACCACCAACUUCCGUCUUCUCCGUGAUGACCCCAACUCCAAACUGGUCAUCACAUUCCACGGCAACGCAGCGCAACUAACCCAAGGCCUGCGCACCUCGCACUACCACUCCCUCAGUUCCCUGCACAGCCCGUACCAUGUGCUGGCCAUCGACUACCGUGGCUUCGGCCUCAGCACGGGCACGCCCACCGAGCAAGGGCUGAUCCUCGACGCCGAGGCCGCCAUCAACUGGGCGGUGCGCACGGCGGGGAUCCCGCCUUCGCGCAUCGUGCUCGUCGGCCACAGCCUGGGCACCGCGGUCGCUUCCGCCGCGAGCGAGCUGUUCACGCGGCACGAGGGCGUCGAUUUCGCGGGCGUCGUGCUCGUCGCUGCCUUCAGCUCCCUGCCGGAAAUGUUGAGUGGGUAUGCCAUUGCCGGGUUCCUGCCCGUGCUGCGCCCGCUUACGUGGUGGCCUUGGCUGCUGAGGGUUGUGAUGGGCCGGGUGGUGGAUAAGUGGGAUAGCGCAGGGCGCUGGACCGAGAUUGUGGGGGAGGUGAAGCGGAGGGGGGGAAGGCUCAGGUUGAGCUUGGUGCAUGCGCGGAAUGAUUGGGAUAUUCCAUGCCACGAGGACGAUAAACUGUUCAGGGCGGCUGUGAAGGGGUUGAUUGGGGAUGCGGCGGCUGAGCGGUUUGAGGAGGAGAAGGAUAGGAGGAUGGUGGUCAGGGGCAAGGAUUCGUUUGUGGCCACCUGGACGGAGGGCGAUGUGGUGAUUCAACAGGAGCUGUUUCCGCAUGGAGGGCAUAACCGUAUUCUAACUUACACUUCCGUACUCAAGGCCGUCAUGAAAUCCUUCACCCUUCCUGAUGAGGCGGGACAGGCUUUGGAUUGAGCAGAGUAAUGAGGUGAGUUGCCUGAAGGAAAAAACACGCCUAAUAGAAAGAGCAACUAGCCAUCAACACGAAUCCGCACCCCAGCCGAAUGAGCGAUUCACCGAAGUGAUAGCGUUGAUGCCCUCUCUGAGGAACCUCGGCGCGCCCUCCAGAAGAUUGCCCAGCGGUUCAGCAGGGGCAGUCUGGGAAGCAACCAGAUCCUCAGCGUCAAGCGUGCCCUGACGCUUGGCCAGUACCGCCCGACUAAUAGCUUGCCCCCAGAGAUUGUAGACAUGCUCUUCAGACAUGCUGACAUACCGCUUUCUGCCAUUUCCCUCGGU